Messenger RNA from Pedinophyceae sp. YPF-701, 1740 nucleotides. The record is from the annotation of a GenBank genome assembly. Lineage: Eukaryota; Viridiplantae; Chlorophyta; Pedinophyceae.
AUGGGAAGUGACGAGAGCCAGCAGUUCCGCUCGAGCGUCACGGACCGAUGGAACGCAUCGAACGAGCUGCUGACGAAGGCCAAGCGCGCGUUCCCGGGCAGCAACCGCAUCAUCGGGCCAGAUUCUGACAAAUUGCCCUUCCGCGGUCGGAGCUGGACGGAGCUCUUGAACGCCUACGGUGUGUUUACGACGUGCGCCAUCAAGCCCGUCGUCGCCAAUGCUGACAAGCUCAUCGCCCUCGGCGAGGCCGUCGUGGGGAAGAAGCUCACGUACGGGAUCAUCAAGCACACGUUCUUCGCGCACUUCUGUGGAGGCGAGAACGUCGACGACAUCCGGCCGACGAUCGACCGGCUGCAGCGGCACCGCAUCAACACCAUCCUCGACUACGCCGCGGAGAGCGACCUGGACGCGCCCGUGGACGGCGAGAUGCCCUCCGAGGUCAUGGAGGCCACGCCGCAGUCCGGGCUGGACAUGAUGCACGCGAAGACGCCCAGCGGCAUGUACCCGCUCUCAGUCGAGAAGUACUCGGACCUCAACAACCGUCUCUUCCUGACUGCCAUCAACGCGGCCGCGGACGUCACGCCGCCGGGCGAGACCGCGUUCGUGUCCGUCAAGGUCACCGCGCUCGCGAACCCCAACCUCCUCGAGCGCGUCAGCACCGUCCUCACGGAGAUGCACCGCCUGUUCGAGCGGUUCGACGUCGACGGCGACGGCUUUGUCUCCUGGGACGAGUUCGAGGUCAUGUACCCGGAGCUCUUCGUGGAGCCGCUCAAGCCCGGCGACGAGGACGCGCGCAAGCAGCGCAUGCUCAAGGUGUUCCGGUACCUGGACCCGAAGCGCUCGGGGUACAUCGACCUGGUGCAGUGGUCGUCGCGGUUCCGCAUCGAGGACCUCCCGAGCGUGGUCUCGCGGUGCCGCAGCGGCGGCCCGCUGCUGGACUCGAUGCUGACCGCGGAGGAGCUGCAGCUGUGGCGGCGGCUGCAGGCGCGCGUGCACUCGGUGGCGUCGCGCGCCAGCGCGCUGGGCGUCAAGGUGCUGGUCGACGCGGAGCACUCGUACUUCCAGCGCGCCAUCGACAACCUCGCGAUGCAGGUGAUGGCCAAGUUCAACCGCGGCGGGAACGCCGUCGUCAUGAACACCUACCAGUGCUACCUCAAGGACAGCCACACGCGGCUGCUGGUCGACCUCGAGCGCGCCGAGCGCGAGAACUUCACGCUCGGGGCCAAGCUCGUCCGCGGCGCGUACAUGAACAUGGAGCGCGAGCGCGCGGCGGAGCGCGGGUACCCGGACCCCAUCCACGACACGCUCCAGGACACCCACGACUGCUACAACCGGUCGGUCGCGGCGGCGCUGCUCGCGGCGCGGCGCGGGCGCGCGGCGCUGAUGGUCGCGUCGCACAACGCCGAGUCGAUCGAGCUCACGGGCAGCAUGAUGAACCAGCUGGAGAUGGAGCCCAGCGCGCCCGUGUACUUUGCGCAGCUGUACGGCAUGGCCGACGAUCUGACGUGGCCGCUCGCGGCCAAGGGGUACCGCGCGUACAAGUACCUGCCGUACGGGCCCGUCGCGGAGGUCGUGCCGUACCUCGUGCGCCGUGCCGUGGAGAACGCGUCGGUGAUGGCGGGCCCCGGCGGCGGCGGCGCGGGGGCGGAGCGGCGCAAGCUGCGGGCGGAGUUCUGGCGGCGGCUGACGGGGCGCGCGAGCCCGGCCGCGGCGGAGCAGGAGGUCGCGCAGCAGAGCUAA